AUGGAGAAGCAGAAAAGUUUUUCAAUCAAGCCCGUUAGAUUCUUAGUGUUUUCUUUCACAGUAUCAUUUUUUGUAAUAUUUCUCAUAGUUUUAUCCGUUUGGGUCAUUAAAUCUACCCCUCCAUUUCAGCAAGAAAUUAUCUCAGAAAAUGUACAGGUUUUGGCUGAAUUGAACAGCAAUUCUUCAACAGAACCAAUUUUUGCAGGAACCCAUCUGAGGAAAGAUGAAUUUGCUGCUGAUUUUGCUAGUUUUGAAGGUGCUCAGAAAAGGAGGGGCAAUGAUUAUUUGUCUGGUAAUUUGUCUUUUACUUCAUUUAGAGCGAAUCUUACUUCAGAUAGUGUGGAUAUUUCAAAUAAGAGUAGAUUAUCAGUUGAUGAAUUUCAAGAAUUGGGUCAUGUAAUAUCCUCUAAAAGUAAAGCAUCUCAAGAUUUGAAAGAGGGAAUUGACAGAGAUGAUGGGGUACAUAGUAACGGGCAAGAACAUAUUUCGAAAGAUUCGAGUAAGAUUAAGAUUGAGGAGAAGAAUGAGAGAGGUUGUGAUAUUACGAAAGGUAGAUGGGUUUUUGAUGAAAGUUAUCCCUUGUACACAAACGUUUCUUGUCCAUUUAUAGAUGAAGGUUUUAAUUGUUUGGCUAAUGGAAGAAUGGACAAAGAUUACAUGAAAUGGAGAUGGCAGCCUCUAGAUUGUGAUAUUCCGAGGUUUAAUGCAACCAAAAUGCUUGAAUUAAUUAGAGGAAAGAGGCUAGUUUUCGUUGGUGAUUCACUUAACAGAAACCAAUGGGAGUCAAUGCUAUGUUUGUUGAUGGGAGCGGUUGUAGAUCCAAAGAAGGUUUACGAAACCCGUGGAAGGAAAAUAACCAAAGAGAGGGGAAAUUAUUGUUUCAAGUUUGUGGACUACCAGUGUACAGUUGAGUAUUAUGUAACACAUUUUAUAGUUCAUGAGAGUAAGGCUAGAAUAGGUAAGAAACGUGUGCAAACUUUGCGGAUUGAUACUAUAGAUAAAGGUUCGUCGAGAUGGAGGAGAGCUGAUAUUCUUGUUUUCAACACGGCACAUUGGUGGACUCAUCACAAAACAAAAGCCGGGAUUAAUUACUACCAAGAACACGAUCAAGUUUAUCCUCGUCUUGAUGCUUCAACAGCUUUUCAGAGAGCUUUAACGACCUGGGCGUCGUGGGUUGAUAGAUAUAUCAACCCACGUAAAACAAAAGUGUUCUUUAGAAGCUCAGCACCUUCUCAUUUCAGUGGAGGUCUAUGGAACUCAGGUGGCCACUGCAAAGAAGCUUUUCGACCCCUCAACGAGACUUUUGACAAUGGUUACCCGGAGAAAAAUGUGAUCGUGGAAGAGAUAAUAAGACAGAUGAAGACUCCCGUGACAUUCUUAAACAUAACACACAUAUCGGAUUAUAGAGUAGAUGGUCACCCGUCCAUAUACGGUCGAAACACUGAGAAGGGCAAGACAGGAGUUCAAGAUUGCAGUCACUGGUGUCUUCCUGGUGUACCUGAUACUUGGAACCAAUUGUUGUAUUUCUAUUUACAAUCAAAAAGGAAAGACAGUUUCGGAAUGUAG
This is a messenger RNA of Fraxinus pennsylvanica, 1566 nucleotides long. The record is from the annotation of a GenBank genome assembly. NCBI's taxonomy places the organism in Eukaryota, Viridiplantae, Streptophyta, Magnoliopsida, Lamiales, Oleaceae.